GGUCACCAAUUGCUUUUAAGUUCUGAACAUUACUACCUAGUGGGAUCAUAACAAAGUACUGGAAUAUUAAACAUUUUCGGAGGAGAGAACACCACUUCUCAAUGGAGCAAGUUCUCUCCAGCCCUCAAGGAUGUUCCGAGUGGGAGGUGAGUGGGAAGAGUGAGUGGGAAUCUGACCAGAAUCCCCUUGGAUUUCUCCUUAUGGAUGAAGAAAGCAGUUCUGUUUGUGAUUCUACAGAGAAUAUUGACAGACAUCAAAUGCCUCUGAGCUUUGAUCAUAUUUUUCAGGAGAAUGCAAUCAAUUUGGAUGACUUAUUUUGGGCCUCUCAGUAUCCAUGGCAAAAUGGUCUGGAAUGUGUCUGUCCUGAAUGGGAGACUCAAUCGUCUCAUCCCCAAGACCUCAAAGUUGACGGUUGUCCUGGAAGUUCAGAUGUUGUCACUGGAGAUCUCAUCAGUUUUCAUUCCACAUCUACUAGUCCUACAUUCUCAAAAAGACCUGUGCAGACUCCAGGCAGCCUUUUUGACUCACCUGAGCAGGUUUUCAUUGAACCCACAGAGGAUACUACAACCAUUAACCCUUUAGAAAUACAUACAAAUGGAACUGGCAUUGCUGACCUUGACUUUCAGACUGAGAAAACACUAUUACAAGAAGUCAACCUUGUUUUUGAAGACGCACUUUUAACAAACUGUGAAUUCAGCCAUAAUUCCCAAGCGGAACGGAUAUUUCGGAAUGAGAACAUUUUGAGCCCAUUUCCACAUGGGACUAAUUUUACUCUGGAAUCUAAAAGUUUGUUGUCUGUCUCUCCAGUAGAGGUGUCAUGUACCGAUACACAUUCAAAUCCCAAGUCUUCAAUUACAUGUCGGACACCUCCACCUUCUUGUAAACACAGCUACUUCUCAUCCCCAGCACUGCUUCAUGAGCCCACAACUCUGUUGACAUGUGCCGAAUCACUUGUUCCGCCAUAUCAUGAUGUCAGUGCAAUCUUUCCAAUGGAUGAAGUAGAGAUUUUGUUACCCGAGCUGCUUGCUGGAGGUUCGUACAUCUCUGAACAGGAGAGUAAUAAGCUCUUGAAUAGUAACAGGACUCUUGACAAUGAUCCUCAGAGCCAAGAGAUAACCGAUGCCAACAUAGGAACUCGUCAGGAAUCAAAACCACCAUCAUCUGGAUUAGAGACCGUCUGUGAGAGACCUUUAGAAGAGUCUUACAUAUCACCUGAACCUUGUGAGGAAAUUUUACCUCAUUUAUCUACAGAGAACUCUUCUGACAUAAUGUUGGAAAUGGUAGUUAAAGUGGGAAGGGAGGAGGCCACGCACAAGACUGACAGCAGUCUGUCUGAAGCUAAAACGGAACAUAAUCCAAAUUCCCUUAUACGUUUGCAAGGUGAAGAUACUUUAACAGAAAGCCCACCUGAGAGCGAGGAACUAAUGGAGUUCAAAUCAGCCUUAUCGGUCAACACAUCUGAACAUUAUGCUUUUCUUGAGCUCUCAUCUGAGUUUGAAACCUUGCCAUUGGUCCACUGUCAGGCUAUGCCCAAUACUGAUGUUGAAGCCUUAUCGGAGUUGCCCCAUGACAAAAAUGGAGACCUUAUUCCUGACAUCACGUUUGACAUUUUGACAAUAGACAGUGUCUCUUGCGAAGCUGUACCAUCUUCAGACUCUUUAUCUGUUGAAACUGACAAUGCACAGCCAACAACAGAACAGGACCAACAGUGUGAUCCAAACUCACCUGUCCUCAUAUCGGACAUACUCAAAAAUGAAUUUCAGAAUAAAAUAUUACCUCCAGAAAGCAAUAACCCAGAUGUUGGCCUCAAUGCUAAAGAGAUACUGUGUGCAGACAAUGCAACUACAACAGAUAACAUUGAGGAGCCACACGCAUGUUCACAUUUUGAAAAUCAGGAGGUAACCAAUUUCAAGAGUGAAUCGGGCAACUUACAAAUAAACAUUCAAAUUCCAAUACUUUGCACUGAUGCUUUAAACUUAGAUAGCGGCAUACCUGACAACAAUCAAGAUUUUAAUACAAGGAGUGAAGCAUGUCAGAAACAAAUCAUCACUACUCAAAAUACAGAGAGCAUACUUGUGGAAAAUCUUAGCCAACUGAAUGACAACUUUUCAAUUGCGAAAUCAAGUGCACUUGUAAAAGAUACAACUGAAGAUAAUGUAACACCUCACCAUGACAGUCACAAUACACCAUUGAAUGUUGUGAAGAAACUUCACAGUGUGUCUUUACAGGAAGAGGAGAGACCAAAUUGCAGAAUGUCACGUCAGAAUCAAGUCAUUCCUUAUCCUGAUUCUGGAGCGUCUACUCCUUUUACCUGCACAGGAGAUCAACUGAUCACGACUGGUGGACUUGUAGGGUGGAAUCAAGGAGAGACCAAAGAGACUCCUAGCCAAUUGAGUGAGACUACGGUAGAGAGAGUCCCGCCUACACAUCAGGUGGAUAUCACACAUCAGGUGACGCUAUCACAGAUAGAUCUGUCACAGGAGCAACAAGUGAGCUCAGUGCCCCCCAGCUCUCCUCCCUCACAUAGAAAUGUCUUGUACUGUGGAACCAGUCUGGAUGGGGAGGCCUACUUAACCUGGAUGGAGAAUAAUCCUGAUACUUCUAACAUUCCCAAACAUGCAGAAAUGACUCUGGAUCUUUGCAAGGCCUCUGAUGCUCUGCCGACCAAGUCACUCUAUGAUCAGAGAGUCCCUGUGGAUUUGAUAAAUGUGCCUAUAGUUUCUUCGACAGCCUGUAGAGAUGAGGAACAGUCAGCUCUCCGAGCUGUAUUCCAGGCUUUGGAUCAGGAUGGAGAUGGAUUUGUCCAUAUAGAGGAAUUUAUAGACUUUGCAAGAGCAUAUGGAGCGGAACAGGUAAAGGAUCUGACGUGUUUCUUGGAUCCCAGCGGUCUAGGUGUGAUCAGUUUUGAGGAUUUCCACAGAGGCAUCAGUGCAAUUAGCUGUGAAGGUUCUGAUCCAGAUAUUUACAAGUCUCAGCUCAGCACAGUGGAAGCCAAUGGACCUCCAGAGGAGUAUGAUGAGCAGGCAGAGGUCUCUGACAGUGCCUAUCUCGGGUCGGAGAGUGCUUACAGCGAGUGUGAAACGUUCACGGAUGAGGACACAACGGUUCUCAUUCAUCCAGAACUCCACGAGGACGUGGAGACAGACAGUGGCAUUGAAAACACACUCACGGAUGGAGACGAACGCAACAGGUUCACCCUGGGCUCUGAUUUGAAUGGCCACACCCUAGUGGCCGUGAUUGGAGGAGAGGAGGAGCACUUUGAGGAUUUCGGAGAGAGUAACAACACGUCAGAUCUGCCACUGGCCAAUCAGGAGGAGGGGAGGAUGGCUCCAGAGGGGGAGGGGGAUGCAGAGCCACACCCUGACAGUCCAUUGCCCCGCCCACUGAUGCUGCUGUCCCCUAGCCCCAGCUCUUUUCCUGCUAGUUUUCAGAGUUUCAUUCAGUCUGAGUCGCUGGAGUUUUUCUGCACUCACUGUCACAAGCAGAUCAGUCGUCUGGAGGAUCUGUCCACUCGACUGCAGUUACUAGAGAUGAAUAGUUCCAGUAAAAGGCUGUCCAGCAAGAAAGCAGCGAGACAUUUGCAGCAGUCCAGCACUCUGGAUGUCAUGGGAGGUCUGACUCAAGAUAUUUUUGAUCUUGCGGAUCGGGACAUCACUGACAAGGUGUUACUGUUGGAGAAACGCGUGUGUGAGCUAGAGAAUGAUUCAUUGGAGAGCGAAGAGCAGCAUGCACGUUUGCGACAGGAGAAUCUCACGCUCGUACAUCGUGCAAACGCUCUGGAGGAACAACUGAAGGAGCAGGAGUUGCACGCAGAGGAGAACUUACUCAUACACACUCGGAAACACAGAGAUGCUCUGACCAAACUGCAGCGAGACCGAGAUGUGGAGAUCGAAAACCUUCAGGCCAGGUUGCAACAGUUGGACGAGGAGAACAGUGAGCUGAGGUCAUGUGUACCAUGCCUGAGAGCCAACAUUGAGAGACUGGAGGAGGAAAAGAGGAAACUCCAGGAUGAAGUGGAGGAUGUCACCGAUCGAUUAAACGAAGAAACCGAGUCCCGCUGGAAAAUGUCAGAUAAACUAAGCCAUGAGCAUCAUACCAACCAGAAAGAGAAGGAGUGUACUCAGGGGUUGAUCGAGGACUUGAGAAAGCAGCUGGAACACCUGCAGCUGUUUAAGUUGGAGACAGAAGCAAGAAGAGGCAGAUCGGCCAGCUCGGGUCUCCAGGAGUACAACACACACAUGAGAGAGAAUGAACUCGAGCAGGAGAUACGUCGACUAAAACAGGACAAUCGCAGUCUGAAGGAACAGAAUGAUGAAUUGAACGGUCAGAUUAUUAAUCUGAGUAUCCAGGGAGCAAAGAGUCUCUUUACGGAGUCUCUCUCCGAGUCCCUCGCCGCCGAGAUCAACAACGUCUCCCGUGCCGAGUUGAUGGAGGCUGUCCAUAAACAGGAGGAGAUCAACUUCCGUCUGCAGGAUUAUAUCGACCGCAUCAUCGUCGCAAUCAUGGAGUCCAACCCCUCCAUCCUGGAGGUCAAAUAAUCGCCGUGAUGAUGACCUAUCAUGACCUUACCGUUCUAGGGUCAUUUACUGUAUAAACUGUAACGACUUCAGCGGCGAGGAGAGAGGCAUAUUAAACAGACCUGGAAAGGAUGUGAAGAAUUAAUUCGCAACGUUGAUCAAACGCUGCUUUCACGCAUGAAAGUAAAUGAUAUAAUAAAUCAGAGCACUGUCUGCAGAAAGCAAAAUUGCAAUAGAUAUUAAGCCUUGUUUUCAUGGGUAACCAUCCAAAUGGGUAAGCAAAAUAAACGUAACAUAAAAUAUAUUCUCUGAAAACAAGCCUUAUUAUUUUACACAAGUGUCUUGUUUUAAAGGACGUUUGAAUAUUUUUACUGCAACACAUGACAAAAAUAGAUUAAGACUUGAGUUAUUUCUUGCAGUAUUUUGGUUCCUGUGACUUCCCCGUGUCGGGAUUGAGGGACCUAUUCCCCGUUUAUGUGUGCAAAAUAGCGUAUGUGUGUUUACGAGGAAGCAGAUAUUCAUGCAUUGAAUUUCAGUCUGCACAAUCUUUUAAUUUGUGCAAAAGUAAACAUGCAUACGCAGUCUUGCGUAGUGUUUUUAAACGAAAUACCAGUGUAAUUCUGGGUGAAACAGUCACACUAUUAGCCCAUGUGAGGGACAUUUGCUGACCUGAGGGAUAAAUGUGUGCAUUUGUUUGCAUUUUGACUGUUGUUAUGAUUUAGCUCUUAAAAUGAGUUUGAUGCCUACAGAUUUGUUUUGCUGAAAUCAACAGCUUAAUUGUUAGAUAAUGUAAGUUAUUUAGUUCUUGUUAUUUUUUUAACUAUAAAGUCUUAUUUAUAAGGAUGAUGCAGAAUGCAACGGAUCAAAAGAGACCAAGAUCUACUAAUGUAUGUGAGGAUAAGGUUUUUUUUAAAUGGUACAUUGUGGGUAAACUCGUCGGCCCCAUCUGCCUCCUCUGGGAUUAUUUCAGAAAGACUUCCUGUAUAAAAAGACUCCUCGAGACCUUUGAAAUGAGAUGCAUUUGCUUUGAAACAUUCACUGGAGCGAAAUAUGAAUUGCACUCUGAUAUUUUAUGAAGAGAAACUACGAUUUACGAAAAGUGAAGCUGUUUUAAAGGGGAGAUGAAAAAGAAAGUUUCUGCUGUGGAGAAGAGGAGACUUUAUAUUCUGCAGAAACUCAAACUUUUAACACACGGGAGAAAUUAGACACUUUAACUGGCCCGUUCUUGCUUUUCAACACUCUUCUAUCAUUCCUUCACUCUCUCUGUUGAACUUGGAUGUACAUAAUAAUCUGUACAGUUUGAUCUUUCUUUCAUUGGUUUUGAAUUGCUUCACAUAUUUUAUGGACAAACUGAAAUUCUCUUUCUCUGUUCCUGCAUUAUGGAUGUUUCUCUCAUCUGGGACAAGCAUGUUUGAUUUCCAUGGAUCUUUAUGGGAGGAAAUGCCAGUGAUACUUCCAGGAUUGUUGCGAUAUUACAGUGGAGAGUUCAUGUUUUUUUUAACGUGAAGAAAAUGUAAUGCUGUUCUCAGAUGACACUUAAUCACUUGUGCAAAGGCUGCAGUAUUUUUCUUUCUGCAUUUCAUGCACGGUGCACAUUUUGUUUUCUUUAUUCAAACAAAACUAUUUCAGUUUUGUUGUGUCGGAUCAGUUCACAUGAGGGAUGUUUUGUAGGAGAGAAGGUGGAAUACAUUUAAGAACAAUUCUGCUGUCUUCAAAGAAGGAUCUGACCUUCUUGUCCAACCGAACCACAGCUGUUAUUGUCUGUACGGCUGUUUUCGAGCUACUGUAACUAUACCGAUGGACACACUGAAGCACCUCUUUGAACUUUGGGCUUGUUUGUGUCUUCAGCUGUCUCAUGUAUUAAUUUCCUUAUAGAGAUAAUAAGGGGAGAACUGAAUUGACUGCUAUUGAUCUGAUGUUUAACAACUCUUGUGUAUAUAGUUUAAAAAAACUAAAUCUUUCAUGUUAACACACUCCAAAGAAAACAUUUCACAGCUUUGGAGUUCAGCUUGCCACUUAGACUUUAAAAGACUAAUAAUAGCUAUAAAUAAAUGUUAAUAAAAACAGUUAUAAUGAAGGAUACAAUUGUAAAAAAAUGAUGUUUACUCUUAACUCUUAAGGUAACUGUAUAAAUGAAAAAUAUCAGUAUUGUCUUCUGUUGAAUGUUUUGCUUUAUUUUGAAGAUGCCCCCUGAGAUGUAUCUUUUACUGUUUGGGGUCUUAUAGAUUUUCAAAUAAUUGUAUGAAGUUUAGAAGAAAAGUGAAAAUUAAAUUGUCAACAAUAAAUUAAAUGCAAAUACCUGUUUUGUAGACAUUGUGGUCUGUCAAAUACUUAAAGGGACAGUUCACCCAAAAAUAUAAAUUCUCUCAUCAUUUACUUGCCCUCAUGCAGUC
Messenger RNA from Xyrauchen texanus (razorback sucker), 6910 nucleotides. RefSeq names its product rab11 family-interacting protein 3-like. The coding region runs from base 102 to 4538 and encodes 1478 amino acids. NCBI's taxonomy places the organism in Eukaryota, Metazoa, Chordata, Actinopteri, Cypriniformes, Catostomidae. The transcript is spliced from 14 exons. Gene Ontology annotation, molecular function: calcium ion binding. The record is from RefSeq and is a predicted model, not a curated record. Gene Ontology annotation, biological process: regulation of cytokinesis; endocytic recycling. Gene Ontology annotation, cellular component: cleavage furrow; endocytic vesicle; recycling endosome membrane.